This is a messenger RNA of Lethenteron reissneri (Far Eastern brook lamprey), 3023 nucleotides long. RefSeq names its product WD repeat domain, phosphoinositide interacting 2 (gene WIPI2). Gene Ontology annotation, molecular function: protein binding. The record is from RefSeq and is a predicted model, not a curated record. NCBI's taxonomy places the organism in Eukaryota, Metazoa, Chordata, Hyperoartia, Petromyzontiformes, Petromyzontidae.
CCCACAGUCCCCGCCCCGCUCUUUGUCGCCGCUCGGCCUCCUGCUCCCCGCUCCCCGUGCCUGCCCACCCGGUGUCGAUGUCGAUGGUUUGAGUCCGGGCGGGCGCCAUGAACCUCGCGAGCCAGAGCGGGGAGACGUCCUCGGGAUUACUCUUCGCCAACUUCAACCAGGACUACACGUCCCUGGCCGUGGGCUCCAAGUCAGGUUACAAGCUCUUCUCUCUCAACUCCGUGGACAAGCUCGAGCAGAUUUACGAGAGCACCGACACGGAGGAUGUGUGCAUCGUGGAGCGCCUCUUCUCCAGCAGCCUUGUGGCCAUCGUGAGCCUGUCGGCGCCGCGCAAGCUCAAGGUGUGCCACUUCAAGAAGGGAACGGAGAUCUGCAACUACAGCUACUCCAACACCAUCCUCGCCGUGAAGCUCAACCGGCAGCGACUCAUCGUGUGCCUGGAGGAAAGCCUCUACAUCCACAAUAUCCGUGACAUGAAGGUGUUGCACACGAUCCGCGACACGCCAGCAAACCCCGCUGGUCUGUGCGCGCUGUCCAUCAGCAACGACAACUGCUACCUGGCCUACCCUGGCAGCGCCACCAUCGGCGAGGCCCAAGUCUUCGACACGAUUAACCUGCGCGCCGUCACGAUGAUCCCUGCGCACGACAGCCCGCUCGCCGCCAUGGCCUUCGACUGCACGGGCACCAAACUCGCGACCGCCUCCGAGAAGGGCACGGUGAUCCGAGUCUUCAACAUCCCCGACGGGCAGAAGAUAUUCGAGUUCCGCCGGGGAGUGAAACGGUGCGUCACGAUCUGCUCGCUCGCCUUCUCGACGGACUCCGUCUUCCUGUCGGCGUCGAGCAACACGGAGACGGUGCACAUCUUCAAGCUGGAGAGCCCCAAGGAGAAGUCCGGGCCGCCCGAAGAGCCGACAACGUGGUCUGGCUACCUGGGCAAGGUGCUCAUGGCCUCCACGACGUACCUGCCGGCCCAGGUGUCCGAGAUGUUCAACCAGGGCCGCGCCUUCGCCACUGUACGGCUGCCCUUCUCGGGACACAAGAACGUCUGCUCGCUCGCCACGGUGCAGAAGCUGCCGCGGCUGCUGGUGGCGUCGUCGGAUGGCUACCUCUACAUCUACAACGUUGACCCGCAGGACGGCGGCGAGUGCACGCUCAUGAAGCAGCACAAGCUGGACGGCGGCGUCGAGGGCUCUGGGAGCGACAUCCUGGAGCCCCCGGACAAGGCGACGGCGCCGCAGUCGUAUGCGGCCACCGUGUCCAAGCCGUCCUCCUCCAGCUCGCCCGCGCGCCAAGGCUCCGCCGGUUCCACCGGUUCGGGUGGCUUUGGCGGCGGUGCCGGCGCCGGAAUCUACGUGGAGGAGCACGGGGCGGUGGGCGGCUCGUGCACCAUGCCGGAGGAGGAGCUGGCGCACGACAACCUCAAUCUGGACGACGACAGCGAGUUCCCGCCCAUCGUGCAGCAGAGCGACUGAGGGCCGUGAUCCGCGCCACUACUCGCUCACGGCCACCGCCGCCGCUGCCGCCCGGCACAGGCGGUUGCGGCACCGACGCACCCCACCCUCACUCCCUCGAUCCCUACCCCCCCGCCCCCUCCGUGUUUACCGCCCACCGCCGUCGUCGGUUUGAAGGUCUCGCCGACCCUCGGCGAGGCCACAAGUUACGGCGGCGAGCAGCGUUGAGGUUGUUUUGAACGCAGGUGGUGGCCACGUGCUGCGUGCUUACGCCACGUGGCGCGUGUUUGCGCGGGACGUGGCAGUGGUGAACCCCGUCAAGCUGUGGCGGUCGCGUGGGAAGAGAGGGAGGGGGGAGGGGGGCGAAGGCAGUUCGAACCUCACAUUUCUCUUCCAGCCCAUCUAAGUUCAGGACGACUGCUGUAGGGCAGUGGGAUUACGGCCUCCACUGCAGUGGCCACCAGGGGAACGUACACUACAGCCGUGCCGCCACCGCCACGCACGACUUCGAUAUAGAGGAGUGUGUAUAUUACUAUAAUACGUCAGUCGUAUCCUGUGUUGUGCGUUACCUCCUCACUCUGUGCACGUGAUCGAGUCCCCGUUUGUUGCUCUCUCCCCUUCUGCUCUCGUUGCUCUAAUUGUUGAGCUGGGGGGGGGGGGGGGUUGGUGGUCAUUGGGGUAGGGCGGUCCGGUCCUGGUUUUCCAGGUGCCGCACGCUUUCAUACGUAGCACAAUCCCGCUCGGUGUCGGGAAAACGGUAGCACACCCCCCCCCCCCUCCCCACGUGGUGUGGGCUGUCCAGAAUACCCGGGCUGGACAAGUGUACAGAUACUGUCGGUUGUAAGGCGACCGCCAGACGAUGUCACCCCUCGGAUUGGAGGUGUAUUUGUGCGGAUUUAAACAAUAACACAAAAACUAAAACUGGUCGCAUCCUCUCGCAGGAGGGGUGUUCUUUUAGGGGAUGACGCGUCGCUCGUUGGCGCCGAGAAGAGUCCACGACGUCGAUCUUCUGAGAAUCACGCGGAGUGAGACUCUUCCCCUGCCCCCCCCCCCCUUAGUUCGCGCACGUGCUCUGCCCCCCCCAUCUCCGCAGCCGUGCAUGUUCGUGUUGUAAUUUUACUCUCGCGUUUCCCUGCAGGAACCGGCAGGGAAAGAUCAGGUUGCGUUCGGUAACAGCCUUUGGUGGGGGGAGGAUGUGGUUUGUUACAGUUACAGGCAGUCCACAUCUCUCCUCCGCAGACAUUGGCUGUUGGCGGAAUAGAAGCAAUCAUAAUUUUGCUGUGUUUUAAAAAUAUAAAUUUUACAACGACAAAAAGUAUCAAAUAGUUCGAGAGUAUCCUCGUUUUUUUUUACGGCUCAGGCCGUUGCUCGUGUAAAGCCCCCCCGCGCGCGUUUUUUUGUGUACAUUUGUGUAUGAUGUACCGCAUUUCGUUUGCCAAAUUAUGAAAAAGGAGGCAUCUUUCUGUUUCUUGAUGGGGGAGGGAGGGGUUGGAAUGUCUGCGUUUGUACGGCUGCGAAAUAAAUAUAUAUACAUAUGAAGAAUAAAAACUAGACACAAACUGA